Messenger RNA from Prorocentrum cordatum, 916 nucleotides. Lineage: Eukaryota; Dinophyceae; Prorocentrales; Prorocentraceae. The record is from the annotation of a GenBank genome assembly.
CUGGGCUAAGUCGGGCCUGUCCCUCUACAGGAGGAUCGUCGAAAACCCGCCUGCAGGAGGACAUGCUCGACCUACGGCCUGGGCCCCUCCCUCCCGCGGCGCCCCCCCCCCGCCCCCCGGGCGAGCGCCCCCGCCUCGGGCCGCCGCAGGCCGACAGCCAUGGAGGACCGCCUGGCGGCCGUGCCGCAGGCGCGGGGCCUCGCCGAGGUGCUCGGCUCCCGGCUGGACCGACCUUCCUGCGGGGUUUCCAGGAGUGCGGCUUCUUCUUCACGGGGUUGAGUACGUGGACGCCAACUCGCCGGCCUUUGCGGCGCUGUGCUACGACGGGUCGCACCCGCUCGAGUGGACGGCACUGCACGAGGGCUACAGGGACCUCUUCGAGCGGCAGUUUUGCGCCGUGCUGGAGGGCCAGGAGGUCGAGCGGGAGGAGUUCCUCGAGUGGAUUACGGCGCUCCAGGAUCGACUAGAUGCCUCCGAGGCUCUCGACCCGGAGGCCGAGCUGCCGGGCUCCGGGGGCCUGCGCGCGGUGGACCUCGGCGGCUUCCUGAGCGCCCUGACGGCGUCGGAGGACUACGAGAGCUUCCUGCGGGUGAUGUUCCGGGCCGUGGCCGAGCGCCGGCGGAGGUCCGCGCCCGCGCCGCCGCCCGGGGAGCAUCAGGCGGCCGCGCCGCCGCUGACCCAGGAGGUGGACGUCCGCGUGCCGGAGGGCGCCCAGCCCGGGGCGGCGCUGCCGGUGGACUUCCUGGGGUCCCGCCACGAGCUGGUGGUCCCGGAGGGCCUGGGCCCAGGCGCCGUCUUCCGGGCCGCGGUGCCGGUGGUGCCCCCACCGCCGCCUUCCGCCCGCCCGCGCGCGCGCGGCCGGGCGAGCCGUGAGGCGUCGGCGUGCCCGCGCCCGCUGCGGUCGCCUGGUGGCCAU